Molecule: messenger RNA, 717 nt
Organism: Anolis sagrei ordinatus
Lineage: Eukaryota; Metazoa; Chordata; Lepidosauria; Squamata; Anolidae
Product: cysteine-rich venom protein pseudechetoxin-like
Cellular component (GO): extracellular region
Source: RefSeq, a predicted model, not a curated record
AUGCAUGUAUCAGUUUUCAUUCUGUCCUUGGUGGUUAUGGUGCAGCAAUCUCUGGAACAGGGUAAAUUGAGUAAGAUUUCUGCAACAAAACAGAAGGAAAUUCUUGAUAAACACAAUACCAUCAGAAGAAAUGUUCAGCCAACUGCCAGCAAUAUGAUGAAAAUGACAUGGAGUGAGAAGGCCAGUGAGAGUGCUCAGAAAUGGGCUGCAAAAUGUCUACCAAAAGUCAGUCCCAGGGAGGAGCGAACUGUGGGUGGUACUGUCUGUGGUGAGAAUGUAUUGCAAUCAACAUCUUCCUACCCUUGGUCAGAUGUAAUCCAAGUAUGGGAAAAUAAAGUAUCCAACUUCCAGUAUGGUCUUGGAGCAAUUGACCCUAAGAAAGAUAUAUAUAGUUAUACUCAGCUCAUUUGGCAUAAUACACAUCAGAUUGGAUGCGGACUUGCCUACUGUGACUCAAAUAACCCUGCCACGUUCCUCUAUGUCUGCCAGUACUGCCCUGUGGGGAAUUUGGUAAAACAAAUUGACAUGCCAUACAUAGAAGGCCCACCGUGUGGAGACUGUCCUAGUGACUGCGAGGAUAAACUUUGCACCAACCCAUGCCUAUAUGUGGAUAAGAAAGGAGACUGUGAAGCUCUUAUUGACUUGUUCUCAUGUGAUGUGCCAGAAUUUGCAGAACAGUGUGAAGCCACCUGUAAAUGCAAGACAGAAGGGAUGUAG